CUACUGGUCCGACUCCUGCCCGCAAUAAAUACCAAGGGCCGGCCCGCUCCAGGCACAGCACCGAGCAAGGCUCAUAGCGCUUCACCACAUAGCGCAAGCCAGGACCUAGACGCACUUGCCCCCACGCCGAGCAUUUAUACCUCGCUUUCCAGGACUACCUGAAUUGAGCAGCCACCGGAGCGCUGGACACUAGUGCAAGUUGCAUCCACUCGCAAACAUGAGAGCUUCAGCAUUGCUGGCGCUGGUGCUGGCGGCAUGCCUCGCCUGCUCCGCGCUCGGCCAGACCUUCCCGCCCUACAGCUGCACACGCGACCCUCAGCAAUCGCGAUUCCGGCUGGACAUGCCCUACACCGUCGCCGGCAACCGCGUGUGCAUGACCACGCGCGUGGUGCCGUGCGCCAAGCCCGGAUCGCCCUGCUGUGACAAGAAGAUCGACCUGUACAAGAUUGAGCUGGACAUCAACGCGCAGUGCAAGUUUGCGGUGACGGGCGUGACGGUCAACGGUCGCCCCGCGCUGGCGCCCACGUUUGACCCGUACGGCCCCUCUAACUCCAACAAAGCCGUCAUGAAGCUGACCGGCCUCAACCUCACACUCGCCACCGCCGAGGGCGCCGUGGUGUGUAUGAAGCUGGGCGGCGCCUGCCCCACCAUGGACACCCUCUGCACCGUGGGCAACGGCUUCUGCCAGACCGCGCUGGUGCAGAGCGGAACCUGCAACUGCUGCCCUGUGCAGAUGCUGGGCUUCAUGCCCCCGCCGCCCUCGCCCCACCCACCCCCGCCGUCUCCCCCUCCUCCCUCUCCUCCCCCUCCCUCUCCUCGCCCUCCUUCCCCCACGCCCCCGUCUCCCAAGCCCCCCAGCCCCCAGCCUCCUUCCCCUCGCCCUCCCAGCCCCCCUCCUCCGUCACCUCCUCCCCCGACUCCUCCCCCUCCCUCGCCUCCUCCACCUAGCCCUCCUCCUCCCUCGCCUCCUCCUCCGUCGCCUCCUCCCCCGUCUCCUCCCCCUCCCUCGCCUCGCCCUCCCUCUCCUGCGCCUCCUUCGCCCAAGCCGCCCAGCCCGGCGCCCCCCAGCCCGCGCCCUCCCAGCCCCCAGCCUCCUUCCCCCAAGCCUCCCAGCCCUCCUCCUCCGUCGCCCCCUCCCCCGAGCCCGCCCCCUCCCUCGCCCCCGCCUCCCUCUCCGCCUCCUCCGUCUCCUCGCCCGCCCUCACCCGCGCCUCCCAGCCCCGCGCCGCCCUCGCCCGAGCCGCCCCUGCCCCCCAGCCCUGAGCCGCCCAUGAACCCUCUCACCCCCGCCAUCCGCCGUCCGCCGCCGCCCGUGCCCGUCAGCUUCCCCUUCUGUGAGUGCAACCGCACCGUCGGCAACGUGCCCUUCACCUUUGACCCCACGCCCGUGGUGAAGAAGGCGGCGUCUGGCCCCAACAAGAUGUACUGCCUCACGCUCUACACCACCGACUGCAUCGACCCCAGCAACAAGUGCUGCGCCCAGCGCCUGUCCAAGGUGGAGUGGUGGAGCAAGGACGCGUGCCGCAGCAGCGUCAAGGCGGUGUACCUAGAUGGCGUCAAGGUGGACCAGCAGUGGGCGCCGAAGGGCACGUUCAAGAUCCCCGCGCUCAACAUGGCCGCGGCGUCCGUGCCUUCGGCAGGUCGCGAGGUGUGCAUUGAGCUCAAUGCCAAGAGCACCUGCCCCACGCUGCAGUCGUUCUGCGCGCGCAGCGCCCAGGGCCGCUGCUACUACGCCAUGUUCUCAGAGGACAAGACGUGCUGCCCGCUGGACACGUUCGUGGCAGUUAGCGGGCGCCGGUAACGAUGCUGAUGUGGCUAUCUGGACUGAUGAACAUUGAACUCAAUUGAGGAACACUACUUAUAGUGCCGUAGAGAGACUGUGAUACGGGCUCAUUGCCGCCACCGCAAGAGUAGUGGUAGAGGGCGCACAGGGGUACAUGCACUGGAGGCAGAAGCAAUCUAGGUGUAGGCGUAAUGCUGGUUGUAUGCAGUGUGCGGCGGGUUCCAUUUGCCCUUGACAACCUGACAGUCUUGUGCGCAGCACUAGCUGAUGUUCGCCAAGCCGCAUGAUUGACAUGAACCUAAUCUAGCUACAUUAAUUCUUAGGACAUGACCAACGUUCGUUAGUGGGUGUUGUGCGUUAGCACCUAAUAGUAGCCGACAUGCGUGCGGCUAGUUCUGUAUGAGCUGGUGCAGUUGAAUGAGUGGGCCGAUGGCCCGGUCGUGUCCAUACACACAAACUUGAAGCAAAUGACUCAAGGACCUCGAAUGUAAAUAGGUGCGAGA
Molecule: messenger RNA, 2286 nt
Organism: Chlamydomonas reinhardtii
Lineage: Eukaryota; Viridiplantae; Chlorophyta; Chlorophyceae; Chlamydomonadales; Chlamydomonadaceae
Exons: 3
Coding region: 218-1801 (527 amino acids)
Source: RefSeq, a predicted model, not a curated record